AUGAGGAUAGCCGGGCUUCUUCUAUUUAUUGGGCUGUGUGUGUUCGGUGUCACAUCCUCUCUGAAAAUCUGUGCCUUCAAUGUUCAGAGUUUUGGUGAAUCAAAGGCAAACAACAAAAGGGUCAUGGGUCUUCUACUGAAGAUUGUUUCUCGGUGCGACUUGUGCCUCAUUCAGGAGGUCCGAGACUCUAAAGGAGAAGCAAUAAAAGCUUUGGUUAAGGAUCUGAAUAGAUUCGACAAAUCCAACUCCUAUUCCUACGUGGAAAGUGAAAGACUUGGGAGGAAGACCUACAAAGAACAAUACGUCUACAUUUACAGGAAGAACAUGCUGACGAUCAAAGAGCACUUCCAACAUCCUAAACUGGAGGCAGAGGGAACCAAUGAGACUGAAGUUUUUUCCAGGGAGCCUUUUGUCAUCCGCGUUCAGUCCCCCACUACAUUGGUGAAGGAUUUUGUCCUGAUUGGGCAGCAUACUUGUCCUAAAUCAGCCAUGAAGGAGAUUGAUGAGCUCUACGGUGUCGUCAAACAGAUUCACAAGAAGUGGAAAACGGACAAUGUGAUCAUCCUGGGAGACCUAAAUGCCGGCUGCAACUAUGUCACCAUUAAAGGGUGGAAAGCUGUGCGUCUGAGGAAUAACCCCAAAUUUCAUUGGCUAAUAGGAGACGAACAAGACACGACAGUCAGAGAGAGGACUCGGUGCGCCUAUGACAGGAUUAUUGUUCACGGGCAGGAGAUUAUUUCUGGUGUGGUUCCUGGUUCAGCUCAAGUAUUUAACUUUAAGGAGAAUUUCCAUCUCACAGAGCAAGAGGCUCUUGAAGUAAGCGAUCAUUUUCCUGUUGAAGUUGACCUGAAACCCACUCAUCGCUACCUACUCCGCAACGAGCUGUAG
Molecule: messenger RNA, 888 nt
Organism: Cyprinodon variegatus (sheepshead minnow)
Lineage: Eukaryota; Metazoa; Chordata; Actinopteri; Cyprinodontiformes; Cyprinodontidae
Gene: dnase1l1l
Product: deoxyribonuclease I-like 3
Exons: 8
Coding region: 1-888 (295 amino acids)
Biological process (GO): DNA catabolic process
Cellular component (GO): nucleus
Molecular function (GO): DNA nuclease activity
Source: RefSeq, a predicted model, not a curated record